GCGCAUUUCCACGCGUCUUCACUGUCGACUUCAAGGAAAAUGUCCAACGAAGCGUCGUCGUCAACGAAGAUGGAGGUGGAGGACGCGGAGAACAUGACCUCCCGAGACUACUAUGCCGAUUCGUACGCGCACUUUGGCAUCCACGAAGAGAUGCUGAAGGAUACAGUUCGGACGGGGUCGUACCGCAAUGCGAUUAUCAACAACGCCCAUCUAUUCAAGGGCAAGACAGUGCUGGAUGUCGGGUGUGGAACGGGCAUUUUGAGUAUGUUUGCUGCAAAGGCGGGCGCGAGUCAUGUCGUGGGGAUCGACAUGUCAAAUAUCAUCGACCAGGCCGCGAAAAUUAUAGAAGCCAACGGGUUCAAAGAUAAAAUCACCCUCGUAAAGGGUAAGCUAGAAGAAGCCACCCUCCCCAUCCAAGAAUUCGACAUUAUCAUCUCCGAAUGGAUGGGCUACUUCCUCCUCUACGAGUCUAUGCUCGACACCGUCCUCCUGGCACGAGACAAGUAUCUCAAGCCUGGAGGACUCAUUUUCCCGGACAACGCUUCGCUGUAUCUGGCCGCGAUCGAGGACCAGGAUUACAAGGAUGAGAAGAUCAACUUCUGGGAUAACGUCUACGGGUUCGAUUACUCGUGUAUAAAGGAUAUCGCCCUCCGAGAACCAUUAGUUGAUACUGUGGAGCUGAAGUCUGUGGUCACGGACCCUUGCUUGAUCAAGCACAUCGAUCUCCGCACCGUGAAGAAAGAAGACCUGACAUUUACCGCCCCUUUCUCAUUAAAGGCUACCCGCAACGAUUACGUCCACGCCUUCCUCGCUUGGUUCGACAUUGUCUUCGAGUGCACACACAAGCGCGUGCAAUUCUCCACAGGGCCCCACGCGCAAUACACCCACUGGAAGCAGACCGUGUUCUACACCCCCUCGACGAUAACAAUCUCCGAAGGACAGCAGAUCGAGGGCACCCUGUCAUGCGCACCUAAUAAGAAGAACAACCGGGAUUUGGAUAUCACCAUGAAGUGGAAGACGCCAGACGGGGCUCAGAUGGAGAUGGACUAUAAAAUGUCGUGAUUGACUUGUACUCUCUAACUUGCUACUGAUUGUUUCCUUUCCGCACUCUUUGCUCUCCUUGGACAUCGGUUGAACUUGUUAGGUACUAAACGUUUACACUACUCGUCUUAGAUUAGACAUAAAAGCGCUUCCUACUUCUCCCGUGUACGGCGUACCUUGGAUUAUAGUGCAGUGUAUUUCGCUGUACCACCAGAACGUACCAGAGCCGGCUAGAUAACCGCGACAG
Messenger RNA from Gloeophyllum trabeum ATCC 11539, 1288 nucleotides. Its product is annotated as protein arginine N-methyltransferase. NCBI's taxonomy places the organism in Eukaryota, Fungi, Basidiomycota, Agaricomycetes, Gloeophyllales, Gloeophyllaceae. Gene Ontology annotation, molecular function: protein-arginine N-methyltransferase activity. The record is from RefSeq and is a predicted model, not a curated record. The coding region runs from base 40 to 1062 and encodes 340 amino acids. Gene Ontology annotation, biological process: peptidyl-arginine methylation. Gene Ontology annotation, cellular component: nucleus. The transcript has 9 exons.